CUGAAGGGGGGGCUGCGCGCGCCACCAUACUCGCGCCAACGCGCCUGACGAGCAGGCGCACCCCCGAGAGUCGAGCGGGAAGGGCGGGCGCGAGCCCGUCGAGACUGCCGUCCCCUCCCCUCCCCCUUCCUCAGCAAUAUAACACACACCCCCCUCCUCCUCAAACCUCACUCUGAGCUCAGAUACAGUGAGGAAAAAAAAAGGAGGAACGAAAAUCCUGACGGAGCUCCGCAACUGAAUCCGACCGGAGAAGUUUCUGGAAGCCGGGUGGAUCGGACAGACCGGGCUCCCGUAGGGGCUGGGGCGGGGGGAGGAGGAGGAAGAGGAAGAAGAAGAGGGGGGCGAGCCGCCGACCGUUGAGAUGGGGCUGAUGGCGGGCGGUUGGCGGCGCCUGUUCCGCUAUCUGAACCACCCCGACCAAGUGGCCCGCUUCCAGCAGCUGUGCGGCGUGCAGCCCGUCCCCACCGCGCCCCCGCCGCCUCAGGCUAACGGCGACUGCCGGCCUCCCGCCGGCAACCAAAGCGGCGCCACGCACCGCCGCGGCGGCGGGGAGCAGCCGCCCUCCCCUCACCUGGACUGCGGCAAGAGGAACGGCGUCGCCUGCCCGCCCCGGGAGAGCAAAGUGAAGCAGCAGCAGCAGCAGGAGGAGGAGGUGGUGGCGGGGGCGGCCGCCGAUCCGGCCACCGGCAAGAAACAACCCAGGCGGAGGAACUCCCUGAACGAGGAGGCGGGGGGCACCGAGUUCAUCAUCCGCAACCGGCUGCUCUAUUACCUGUUCAGCUUCGGCACGGAGCUGGGCAACGAGCUCUUCUACAUCACCUUCUUCCCCUUCUGGCUGUGGAACAUCGACCCAUACGUGGGCCGCCGGCUGAUCGUGAUCUGGGUGUGGGUCAUGUACCUGGGCCAAUGCACCAAGGACAUCAUCCGCUGGCCCAGGCCCCGUUCCCCUCCCGUGGUCAAGGUGGAGGUCUUCUACGACUCUGAGUACGGGAUGCCGUCCACACACGCCAUGUCGGGCACUGCCAUCCCCUUCUCGCUCUUCUUCCUCACCGUCGGCCGGUGGCAGUAUCCAUAUGCAUUUGGACUACUCCUGGCUUCAAGCUGGUGUAUCCUUGUUUGCCUCAGCCGACUGUACAUGGGGAUGCAUUCUAUUCUGGAUGUCAUUGCUGGUGUGCUUUAUAGCAUCUUGAUCCUGAUCAUCUUCCACCCAGCUUUGGACAUAAUUGACAACUUCAACUUGACCUACAAGUAUGCUCCUUUAUUCAUCAUCAGCCUUCACUUAGGAAUGGGACUCUUUUCAUUUACCCUCGACACGUGGAGCACAUCCCGUGGUGACACUGCUGAAAUUCUAGGCACUGGCGCAGGUAUCGCUUGUGCCUCUCAUUUCAAUCACAUGUUUGGCAUAUUACCAGACCCUCCUCUUGAUGCUCUGCCGUUUUCUCCCCCAGUAAUCUCAGUUAACCUUAUUGCAAGAGCAUUUUUACGUUUUGUCAUUGGCGUAAUUGUUCUGUUACUAACCAGAGCAGUGCUAAAAGCAUGCACUAUCCCGCUGGCCUGCAAGAUAUUCCGUAUUCCAUGCACUGACAUCCGCCAGGCACGUAAGAGAAUGGAGGUGGAACUUCCCUAUCGUUACAUGACAUAUGGAAUGGUAGGAUUUGUGGCACUCUUUCUGGUUCCCUCCUUAUUUAAUUACCUGAAUCUCUCUUGAUGGGAGGAAAGGGUCCUUUUGACAGAGCCAUUAAUUGCAAGCUGGAAUGCUAGAUUUUAGACGGCAAGUUCCAGAUCGGUUGCUUGUUCUGCCUGAACCCUUAAGCAGACCUCUGUUUGGCCACAUUCACUUUCAGGCAACUAACUGCAGGUGUAAGUUAAGAUAUGAUCACUUUUGAAGAAGUUGGUGGUUUUUUCCUAUAUCCAUGUGGAAGAUUUGAGACUCUUCUGAAGUCCACACAAGGAGCUGAAGACCAUAAAAGGAGAAGGAAAUCUAAAUGGUUAUGAAAAUGCUUAUGAAUAAAGAUCCUGCAAAAGCUUAUUUAAAUCUGUGCAGAAUGAGUACAAGUAUAAUAAAUGACUGAAGUUUCAGGUAUCUAACAAUUUAUUCAAUUGUGCCUUUUUAGUUUUAUUGAAUGAGAAUUGCUGCAGUUUCACCAAUGGUUAUCAUUAAUUUUAAUUGCCUCAGAUGAUGAGUUGUGCAACGUUUUGACAUUCCAUUGCUGUUUUAGUCUGUAAUUUAAGUUUGGGUCACGGUCCUAAUUUGCAACUGAAAGAUACCUUCUAAGUGCUGCAAUUUAAGAAUUUUUUUUUAAUCAGAGCACUGAUUUUUUUUUUUUAAACUUUCUCUUUCCUAAUUUUAGUUAGUCACAUUGUUUUAAAUGGGGUGUUUGUGCACAAAAACACUCAUUUGAAAUCCUUGACACUCUGUUUAUUGUUUAGAUUUUCAACCUGAGGUGAUAUAGUUAAAUCUGAUUACUUAUGCCCCACAUUUUAGACACCACAUAGGAUUGGACACCUGAUCAAAUGAAGUACUGACAACUAAAAGUUUUAUUUCCCCAGUUGAAAGUUGAAUCUCGUUCACUUCAACUGUCUCUGAAGACACAAACCAAUGUAACAUUACAAAUUUCUUGCAACCAUGAAAGGAUUGUCCAUGUGCUAAGUCUCUUCUGUGUUCUGAACUCUGUCAAAAGAGAAGGUACUGCAAUCUGUUAAAUGCUUCCAAGAUGUUGGAAAAUUGCAUCUUUUGCGGUGAAUUAAUGAUAAAGCAAUAGCUUGAUAAAUGUAGGUCUUGCAGACUGGUGGGAGACAUUUCGGUAUUAAGGGAGAAGCUCCAAAUUUGAGAUUAGACAUAACUGCAUAGGUUCCUACAUUGAUAAGAAAGUGAGGUCUGCAGAUGCUGGAGAUCAGAGCUGGAAAUGUGUUGCUGGAAAAGCGCAGCAGGUCAGGCA
This is a messenger RNA of Chiloscyllium plagiosum (whitespotted bambooshark), 2939 nucleotides long. RefSeq names its product sphingosine-1-phosphate phosphatase 1b (gene sgpp1b). Gene Ontology annotation, molecular function: sphingosine-1-phosphate phosphatase activity. Lineage: Eukaryota; Metazoa; Chordata; Chondrichthyes; Orectolobiformes; Hemiscylliidae. Gene Ontology annotation, biological process: sphingosine metabolic process. The record is from RefSeq and is a predicted model, not a curated record. Gene Ontology annotation, cellular component: endoplasmic reticulum membrane.